Messenger RNA from Gamsiella multidivaricata, 2302 nucleotides. RefSeq lists its product as uncharacterized. NCBI's taxonomy places the organism in Eukaryota, Fungi, Mortierellomycota, Mortierellomycetes, Mortierellales, Mortierellaceae. The coding region runs from base 1 to 2115 and encodes 704 amino acids. Gene Ontology annotation, cellular component: endoplasmic reticulum. The record is from RefSeq and is a predicted model, not a curated record. The transcript has 4 exons. Gene Ontology annotation, biological process: GPI anchor biosynthetic process.
AUGUCAAACGUCGAGGAACGUGUCAUGGAGAAGAUAGCCCCGGAUACAGAACACAGGUCCUCGGAAGAACGUGUCGUACUUUCACCACAGCAGCGGAACAUGGACCAACACCCUUCGUCCGCAUCUCACAGUGCGCGCCUUUACCUGCCUGAACUCGCAUCGAAUGUCAAAGCCCGCUCGUCAUCUACUGCCUCGGAUGCAUUGCCCGAAUUCAACCUUAGCUCUGCGCCCCUAUUGCAAUCCACACAAUCCAGUUCCUCGUCGCUCAGACCAGGCCCUAUUAGCAUUGCGGCUAAUCGGAAAAGGACCACCCACGGAAGGCCAGGUCUCCAGCGUCAUUUCCUGCAGCGCCAAAUCUUAUUAUUGAGGCUGAUAUGGUUCAUGGCUAUCUUCUUUGGAGAGUGUGGGGUGUACUGGAUCACGAUUAACCGAUGCAUCUGGCCUGAAAACUCGUCUUGGAAACAGGACACCAGCGACACCUCACUUCAGGAACGGUACAGGCUUGCUAUUAUUGCGAACCCUCAGCUCACAGACUGGUUCUCAUACAAGCAAUCUGGACCCGCGCUCUGGUUAACGGAAUUUUACACGGAUAUUUUCAUGCGGAGGAGCUUUGCUCGAUUCCAUCGGGCUGCAAGGCCCGAUGCUGUGAUGUUCCUAGGCGAUCUGAACGAUGGUGGCAGAGAGACCUUGGACGAGGAGAGAUUUGAAAAGAACAAGAAUCGGUUUCUGGAAAAGGUGUUUGAUUCGAGUCGAACAGCUUGGAAUUUACGGCCGUUGGUCAUGGAUGCUGAGGAUUUAGAGAGUAGCGUACAGAAACCUAGGCAGGUAGAAGCAUCUAGCAACGCUUAUCCUGCAACUUCGGAUGGAAAAGAAGUACACGGGGGAACGGAUGCAGAGGAAACGCUCACCGGCCAAUUUUAUCAAGUCUUGAACGUGCCACUGGAUGCUUCAGAGAGGGCGGCCAUGCGGUCAGAAGGAAGGAGUGUACGGCUCUAUGUCGCGGGUAACCAUGAUGUUGGCUUUGGGGACACUCUAGUCCGACGGGCCAUGAAGCGGUACAAGAAGGAGUUUGGGUCGGUCAACUACGAGAUCGAUGUCGGAAAUCACAGCUUUAUCAUUAUGGACACGCUCUCUUUUAGCUCCAACAUCACAUUCAUUCGAGAGGAAUCCAGGGCCUUCGUGUCACGCAUAGGACGUGAAGGGUCCAUACUACCUCGAAUGCUGUUCACUCAUGUACCACUUUUCAGACCGGACACGACGUUUUGUGGCGAGGCGCGCGAGUCGGAUCAACCCAUCCUAAGCAGGAAUGGGGAGCAGUUCCAAAACAUGGUGAACGCGUCGUUGUCGCGUGCAAUCCUGGGCAGGGUCCAGGCGGAUAUGGUCUUUAGCGGUGACAGUCAUGGCUGGUGUGAGAUUACGCAUUUGGUGUACGGCAAGCUGACGCCCGAGGUCACGGUGCCGACCUUUAGCUUUGCUCAAGGAAUUAGGCAACCUGCGUUUCUCAUGCUGUCGCUGUACAAUCCGGAGCAGUUGCCGAAGAAUAUUGUCGAAGAAGAAAUGAUAUCGACGAGCCCCACGUUUUCUUACGACAAAUGCAUGCUGCCUGAGCAGCUGUCGAUCUAUUUCGGAUAUGUCAGUUUGCUCGUCCUUACGUGUGCAUGGCUCUUGGUCUUGCGGUUCAGAUGGUUUAUGCAGAACCGGCCUUCUAGUCCAUUGCUGGGCAGAUGGCGGCCAACGUCCUCGAUCCUAGAGAAAGCGGGUCGGUCUUCAAACAUGCCCCGCUCAUGGAACAUCCGAGAUCCCUUUGCAUCUCAAGGGCCCGCCCCAACAGCGAAAUUACUACCCGCUAGGACAUUGAAUCCAAUGGAUGCAUUUGAGAAAUCCGACGACGCGGAGAUUGAUAUUGCAGGAACAUCGUCGCCAUUACAGAGAUCCCUACCAUCGCUAUCUCCUCGUAAGGCCUUGAGUCGGACAAAGAAAUGGGCGUGGAUACGAUACACAACAUGGCCUCUAGGACGACUGCGGUUCUGGCGAAUGCUGGUCGGAGAUCUGUGGAUGAUCUCUCGAUAUGUUCUACCAUUCUAUCUCCUGUUGCUUGUAGUCAGUCUGAUGUGAAAUGGAUAGGUCAGGAUUCAAUAAAAUGCUCAGCUGUGGACUGGGAUACAAGGGUCAUACGCGUCGUAGAUGAUCGCGACAUAGUUAGCCAAACCACACGAUGGAAAACGCGCUUCAAACGAUGGAUGGUAAAGGGAGAGACUAAGGGAGGCGUUAAACACAAGAAUAGUCUGGAUACAGUUCGUAA